This is a messenger RNA of Closterium sp. Naga37s-1, 5970 nucleotides long. The record is from the annotation of a GenBank genome assembly. Lineage: Eukaryota; Viridiplantae; Streptophyta; Zygnematophyceae; Desmidiales; Closteriaceae.
GUUUGGCCGUUCCUCAAGGUUCGGCGAGCGAUGCACCGGAUCCGUAUGGUGAAUGCAGCCAACGCACGAACGUACAACCUGACCUUCCAGUGCGCUGCACGUGAUGAUCCCAACUUCAACCCCCCUUUCAGUGGACCAGUGCUGCCCUUCUACCUCAUUGGUUCGGACGGCGGCUACCUUGUCCGUCCGCUGCGCCGCUCCUCUCUGCUCGUCGUCCCCGGCACACGGCACGACCUCCUUCUGGACUUCAACGCCGCGUCCGCCUCGUGCCGUGACAUCAUUCUUGUCAACAGCGCCGCCAUUCCCUUCCCUGUGGGGCAGCCUGCUGACUGGUUCACGGGCGUGGUCAUGCGCUUCAUCAUCAACCAGCGCUCUCCAAUCAAGCCCCCGCCCUGCCCAACAAGCUGUCGCACGCACUCGCUCCCCUUCCCCGUGGGGCAGCCGGCUGACUGGGACAUCCCCCCAGUGGACCUCGCCCAGGCAGCGAGGCAUCGCUGGCGGGCCUUAGUGUUUGUCAUCGACCGCGCGUCACGGGAACCGAGCACCAUGCUGCUGGAUGGCAAGGCCUCCUCUGCUCCUGCCACUGAGAAGGCCCAAGUGGGCACAUCAGAGCUUUGGCACAUCAUCAACCCGACAUCCGAGACGCACCCCAUCCACCUCCACCUCAUACAGCACCGCCCCAUCUCCCGCCGUCCGAUCGACUCUGGCGGGCUAAUCAACGCCUCAUGUUCGCUCGCGCCCUCCUCCCCUGUCAAGCCCAGCUGCUUCACAGGGCCAGCCAGGGCUGUGCCAGAGCAUGAGAGGGGAUGGAAGGACACCACUGUUGCAUUCCCCAACAGCGUUCUCACUAUCUUUGUGCCGUUCAAGGGGCAGAAUGGCAAGCCGUUCCCCUUUGAUGCCACAGAGGGCCCGGGCUAUGUGUGGCACUGCCACAUGCUGGAGCAUGAGGACAACGACAUGAUGACUCCACUCAUCAUGACCACAGGGGGGUUACCUAACAUCACAGACCUCGCUCUCUCAUCCCCCCCUCCCGCCUCCUCUUGUAGAGCUUCCAAGUGUUGGGCCACUCGGGACAUGGAGGGGCGCGAGGCGGUGGGCAUGGCGGUGCAGGUGACAGCGAGGUGGGCAAGGCGAAUGACGAUGUCUUCAGCCGCUGCUGCAGAGUCAAACUUGUGGGCGCAUCUGGAAGAGGGCAGAGCAGAGGCACGGCCGCGUGGGAGAGAAGCAGCAUGGGAGAGCAGCAGCAUGGGAGAGAAGCAGCAUGGGAGAGCAGCAGCAUGGGAGAGUAGCAGCAUGGGAGAGAAGCAGCAUGGGAGAGCAGCAGCAUCGGAGAGCAGCAGCAUGGGAGAGAAGCAGCAUGGGAGAGCAGCAGCAUGGGAGAGAAGCAGCAUGGGAGAGAAGCAGCAUGGGAGAGCAGCAGCAUGGGAGAGCAGCAGCAUGGGAGAGAAGCAGCAUGGGAGAGCAGCAGCAUGGGAGAGUAGCAGCAUGGGAGAGCAGCAGCAUGGGAGAGAAGCAGCAUGGGAGAGCAGCAGCAUGGGAGAGAAGCAGCAUGGGAGAGCAGCAGCAUGGGAGAGCAGCAGCAUGGGAGAGCAGCAGCAUGGGAGAGAAGCAGCAUGGGAGAGCAGCAGCAUGGGAGAGCAGCAGCAUGGGAGAGUAGCAGCAUGGGAGAGCAGCAGCAUGGGAGAGCAGCAGCAUGGGAGAGAAGCAGCAUGGGAGAGCAGCAGCAUGGGAGAGAAGCAGCACGGGAGAGCAGCAGCAUGGGAGAGUAGCAGCAUGGGAGAGCAGCAGCAUGGGAGAGCAGCAGCAUGGGAGAGAAGCAGCAUGGGAGAGAAGCAGCAUGGGAGAGCAGCAGCAUGGGAGAGAAGCAGCAUGGGAGAGCAGCAGCAUGGGAGAGAAGCAGCAUGGGAGAGCAGCAGCAUGGGAGAGCAGCAGCAUGGGAGAGAAGCAGCAUGGGAGAGCAGCAGCAUGGGAGAGCAGCAGCAUGGGAGAGUAGCAGCAUGGGAGAGCAGCAGCAUGGGAGAGCAGCAGCAUGGGAGAGAAGCAGCAUGGGAGAGCAGCAGCAUGGGAGAGCAGCAGCAUGGGAGAGAAGCAGCAUGGGAGAGCAGCAGCAUGGGAGAGAAGCAGCAUGGGAGAGCAGCAGCAUGGGAGAGAAGCAGCAUGGGAGAGCAGCAGCAUGGGAGAGAAGCAGCAUGGGAGAGCAGCAGCAUGGGAGACAUGGGAGAGCAGCAGCAUGGGAGAGAAGCAGCAUGGGAGAGCAGCAGCAUGGGAGAGAAGCAGCAUGGGAGAGCAGCAGCAUGGGAGAGAAGCAGCAUGGGAGAGCAGCAGCAUGGGAGAGCAGCAGCAUGGGAGAGUAGCAGCAUGGGAGAGCAGCAGCAUGGGAGAGAAGCAGCAUGGGAGAGCAGCAGCAUGGGAGAGAAGCAGCAUGGGAGAGCAGCAGCAUGGGAGAGUAGCAGCAUGGGAGAGAAGCAGCAUGGGAGAGCAGCAGCAUCGGAGAGCAGCAGCAUGGGAGAGAAGCAGCAUGGGAGAGCAGCAGCAUGGGAGAGAAGCAGCAUGGGAGAGAAGCAGCAUGGGAGAGCAGCAGCAUGGGAGAGCAGCAGCAUGGGAGAGAAGCAGCAUGGGAGAGCAGCAGCAUGGGAGAGUAGCAGCAUGGGAGAGCAGCAGCAUGGGAGAGAAGCAGCAUGGGAGAGCAGCAGCAUGGGAGAGAAGCAGCAUGGGAGAGCAGCAGCAUGGGAGAGCAGCAGCAUGGGAGAGCAGCAGCAUGGGAGAGAAGCAGCAUGGGAGAGCAGCAGCAUGGGAGAGCAGCAGCAUGGGAGAGUAGCAGCAUGGGAGAGCAGCAGCAUGGGAGAGCAGCAGCAUGGGAGAGAAGCAGCAUGGGAGAGCAGCAGCAUGGGAGAGAAGCAGCACGGGAGAGCAGCAGCAUGGGAGAGUAGCAGCAUGGGAGAGCAGCAGCAUGGGAGAGCAGCAGCAUGGGAGAGAAGCAGCAUGGGAGAGAAGCAGCAUGGGAGAGCAGCAGCAUGGGAGAGAAGCAGCAUGGGAGAGCAGCAGCAUGGGAGAGAAGCAGCAUGGGAGAGCAGCAGCAUGGGAGAGCAGCAGCAUGGGAGAGAAGCAGCAUGGGAGAGCAGCAGCAUGGGAGAGCAGCAGCAUGGGAGAGUAGCAGCAUGGGAGAGCAGCAGCAUGGGAGAGCAGCAGCAUGGGAGAGAAGCAGCAUGGGAGAGCAGCAGCAUGGGAGAGCAGCAGCAUGGGAGAGAAGCAGCAUGGGAGAGCAGCAGCAUGGGAGAGAAGCAGCAUGGGAGAGCAGCAGCAUGGGAGAGAAGCAGCAUGGGAGAGCAGCAGCAUGGGAGAGAAGCAGCAUGGGAGAGCAGCAGCAUGGGAGACAUGGGAGAGCAGCAGCAUGGGAGAGAAGCAGCAUGGGAGAGCAGCAGCAUGGGAGAGAAGCAGCAUGGGAGAGCAGCAGCAUGGGAGAGAAGCAGCAUGGGAGAGCAGCAGCAUGGGAGAGCAGCAGCAUGGGAGAGUAGCAGCAUGGGAGAGCAGCAGCAUGGGAGAGAAGCAGCAUGGGAGAGCAGCAGCAUGGGAGAGAAGCAGCAUGGGAGAGCAGCAGCAUGGGAGAGUAGCAGCAUGGGAGAGAAGCAGCAUGGGAGAGCAGCAGCAUCGGAGAGCAGCAGCAUGGGAGAGAAGCAGCAUGGGAGAGCAGCAGCAUGGGAGAGAAGCAGCAUGGGAGAGAAGCAGCAUGGGAGAGCAGCAGCAUGGGAGAGCAGCAGCAUGGGAGAGAAGCAGCAUGGGAGAGCAGCAGCAUGGGAGAGUAGCAGCAUGGGAGAGCAGCAGCAUGGGAGAGAAGCAGCAUGGGAGAGCAGCAGCAUGGGAGAGAAGCAGCAUGGGAGAGCAGCAGCAUGGGAGAGCAGCAGCAUGGGAGAGCAGCAGCAUGGGAGAGAAGCAGCAUGGGAGAGCAGCAGCAUGGGAGAGCAGCAGCAUGGGAGAGUAGCAGCAUGGGAGAGCAGCAGCAUGGGAGAGCAGCAGCAUGGGAGAGAAGCAGCAUGGGAGAGCAGCAGCAUGGGAGAGAAGCAGCACGGGAGAGCAGCAGCAUGGGAGAGUAGCAGCAUGGGAGAGCAGCAGCAUGGGAGAGCAGCAGCAUGGGAGAGAAGCAGCAUGGGAGAGAAGCAGCAUGGGAGAGCAGCAGCAUGGGAGAGAAGCAGCAUGGGAGAGCAGCAGCAUGGGAGAGAAGCAGCAUGGGAGAGCAGCAGCAUGGGAGAGCAGCAGCAUGGGAGAGAAGCAGCAUGGGAGAGCAGCAGCAUGGGAGAGCAGCAGCAUGGGAGAGUAGCAGCAUGGGAGAGCAGCAGCAUGGGAGAGCAGCAGCAUGGGAGAGAAGCAGCAUGGGAGAGCAGCAGCAUGGGAGAGCAGCAGCAUGGGAGAGAAGCAGCAUGGGAGAGCAGCAGCAUGGGAGAGAAGCAGCAUGGGAGAGCAGCAGCAUGGGAGAGAAGCAGCAUGGGAGAGCAGCAGCAUGGGAGAGAAGCAGCAUGGGAGAGCAGCAGCAUGGGAGACAUGGGAGAGCAGCAGCAUGGGAGAGUAGCAGCAUGGGAGAGCAGCAGCAUGGGAGAGAAGCAGCAUGGGAGAGCAGCAGCAUGGGAGAGUAGCAGCAUGGGAGAGCAGCAGCAUGGGAGAGAAGCAGCAUGGGAGAGCAGCAGCAUGGGAGAGAAGCAGCAUGGGAGAGCAGCAGCAUGGGAGAGAAGCAGCAUGGGAGAGCAGCAGCAUGGGAGAGAAGCAGCAUGGGAGAGCAGCAGCAUGGGAGAGCAGCAGCAUGGGAGAGUAGCAGCAUGGGAGAGCAGCAGCAUGGGAGAGCAGCAGCAUGGGAGAGAAGCAGCAUGGGAGAGCAGCAGCAUGGGAGAGAAGCAGCAUGGGAGAGCAGCAGCAUGGGAGAGCAGCAGCAUGGGAGAGCAGCAGCAUGGGAGAGAAGCAGCAUGGGAGAGCAGCAGCAUGGGAGAGAAGCAGCAUGGGAGAGCAGCAGCAUGGGAGAGAAGCAGCAUGGAGAGCAGCAGCAUGGAGAGCAGCAGCAUGGGAGAGCAGCAGCAUGGGAGAGCAGCAGCAUGGGAGAGAAGCAGCAUGGGAGAGCAGCAGCAUGGGAGAGCAGCAGCAUGGGAGAGCAGCAGUAUGGGAGAGCAGCAGCAUGGGAGAGAAGCAGCAUGGGAGAGCAGCAGCAUGGGAGAGAAGCAGCAUGGGAGAGCAGCAGCAUGGGAGAGCAGCAGCAUGGGAGAGCAGCAGCAUGGGAGAGAAGCAGCAUGGGAGAGAAGCAGCAUGGGAGAGCAGCAGCAUGGGAGAGCAGCAGCAUGGGAGAGAAGCAGCAUGGGAGAGCAGCAGCAUGGGAGAGAAGCAGCAUGGGAGAGCAGCAGCAUGGGAGAGAAGCAGCAUGGGAGAGCAGCAGCAUGGGAGAGCAGCAGCAUGGGAGAGCAGCAGCAUGGGAGAGCAGCAGCAUGGGAGAGAAGCAGCAUGGGAGAGCAGCAGCAUGGGAGAGAAGCAGCAUGGGAGAGCAGCAGCAUGGGAGAGAAGCAGCAUGGGAGAGCAGCAGCAUGGGAGAGAAGCAGCAUGGGAGAGCAGCAGCAUGGGAGAGUAGCAGCAUGGGAGAGCAGCAGCAUGGGAGAGCAGCAGCAUGGGAGAGAAGCAGCAUGGGAGAGCAGCAGCAUGGGAGAGAAGCAGCAUGGGAGAGUAGCAGCAUGGGAGAGCAGCAGCAUGGGAGAGAAGCAGCAUGGGAGAGAAGCAGUAUGGGAGAGCAGCAGCAUGGGAGAGCAGCAGCAUGGGAGAGAAGCAGCAUGGGAGAGCAGCAGCAUGGGAGAGAAGCAGCAUGGGAGAGCAGCAGCAUGGGAGAGCAGCAGCAUGGGAGAGCAGCAGCAUGGGAGAGCAGCAGCAUGGGAGAGCAGCAGCAUGGGAGAGAAGCAGCAUGGGAGAGCAGCAGCAUGGGAGAGAAGCAGCAUGGGAGAGUAG